GCGCAGAAAGGCUGCUUGUACAGCAAAUGGGCACAGCUAUCGUGGUAUGGGGUUCAUUUGGAUUCCGAAAGACUGAAGAAACGAAGCCAGAAACCCUAGGAAAUGAAUUCGAUGAGGAGUAUCUUCUCUCUCCCCAGCGUUGCGCUGAGAUCACCGAGCUUCGAGCUUCAACAAUGGCGGGGGAUCAGGGUGAAGGUUCGGUACGGAAACCUAGAACAGGCGUUGACGUUCAUGCAGAGGAAGAUGCAGUCGAGCGGGAUCGAACGGAUGAUAAAGCACGAGCAGACUCACCACAUCAAGAAUUCGGAGAAGCGCGUCUUGGCCCGUAAGAACCUCGAGCGAAAGAUCAGGUCUCAGGAGCUUGCGAGGAAGCUCAAGUCUAUACUCAUUAAGAAAGUCAGGGGUCUAUGAGAGCAGAUAUGAAAGCAGUGAUUUUGUUGAUUGGCUUCUUACAAAAGGGACUCUCUAUAUGGCUUCUGAUUCACUAGUCAUUUAUUAUUCCCCCAUCAAUCCCUACUUUCUGGACUUUAGAAACAAAGCAAUUGAGUUGGUUUCUUCUGUAUGAAGCAUUUUAGACAUUUGGUCAUUCACAAGAUGGAGUUGUUCACAUUUAUCUGCCACAUUCACCUGAUUGGUAAUUCGCUUUCCGUAUAUGCCUAUAAAUUCUUUUCUGUCCCCAGAAGCAUUGUGUAAUCGAUGUGUAAGAUUUUUGCAAAUAGGCCUGAGCUUUUUGUCUCAUCGAAAUGGGAUUAUUUGAUUAUAACCUUGAA
This is a messenger RNA of Rhododendron vialii, 770 nucleotides long. RefSeq lists its product as uncharacterized. Lineage: Eukaryota; Viridiplantae; Streptophyta; Magnoliopsida; Ericales; Ericaceae. Gene Ontology annotation, molecular function: structural constituent of ribosome. Bases 103 to 411 code for a protein of 102 amino acids. Gene Ontology annotation, biological process: translation. The record is from RefSeq and is a predicted model, not a curated record. The transcript is spliced from 2 exons. Gene Ontology annotation, cellular component: ribosome.